AUGUCAAUAAAACAAAAUUUAAAAAAAACUUAUGAUAAUGACCUGGUUGAUCGAAGUAUUCUUUCAAAUUAUUCUGGAAGAUGGUAUAAUUUAGCUACAAAGGAAUGGGCAUAUGAAAAUUCUAAUAUCGAUAGUAAUUUGAAAAGUCAAUUUGCGUAUCACAAUGCUUCACAUGACAUUCAUUUGGCACGUAAUAUUUGGCGCGGUUUACGUCCAAAUAUUCCAGAAAACAUACCAAAGUUAAUUAAUGAAUUUAUUAAUAAAUGUUGGAAUGCUCAACAAGAUAAAAGACCAACUGCUAAAGAAAUACAUGAUACAAUACGUUCGUGGACUCUUUUAUUAAAUGAUAAAUCAACUGAAUUCUUCACACAAAUAAAGAAUGCUGAUGAAACACGUGAAAACUUUUUGGAAUCCGACACUUCAACACCAACUCAUUUUAUGAUGAAUCAUGUUAGCAGACGAUUUGAUUUUUUGCCACUCGGAAAUUAUACAAGUGACAAUGGUUAG
Messenger RNA from Cetraspora pellucida, 507 nucleotides. NCBI's taxonomy places the organism in Eukaryota, Fungi, Glomeromycota, Glomeromycetes, Diversisporales, Gigasporaceae. The record is from the annotation of a GenBank genome assembly.